ACGAGUCCAGAGCAGGAGAAGGAAAACCUCGCCCCUGGCAGACGAGCAGCCCGGUCAAUCAAAGCUGCGGAGAGUUUGGGGUGCCAUGAGUGGCGGGGGCAGCGUGUGGGCUCUGGCCAUCGGCUGGGCGCUGGCCGUGCUGUGCGGAGGCACCGGGCGCCUGGACAGCCGUUGCCUGGCUGGAGGGAAGCACAAGGUGGCCCCUAGCCCCGAGGGGCAGCUGGGCGUUUGCCAGCUCUACGCCGCCAACGCCUGCUGCUCCCCCAGGGUGGCCCAGGAGAUCUCCAGCACCCCACUCGCCAAGGUCAACGACAUCUACUGGGAUCGCUGCGGGAACCUCAGCCCCAGGUGCGAGCACUACCUGCAGCGGGUUGAAUGCUUCUACCGCUGCUCCCCCAGUGCCGCCCGCUGGCCCCACCCCCAGCGCCCCACAGCCGUCCUGGAGGUGCCACUCUGCCUGACCUUCUGUGAGGCGUGGUAUGAAGCCUGCAAGGAUGACCUGACUUGUGCCCACAACUGGGUGAGUGACUGGCAGUGGGGUCCCCAGGGGAACAAUUGCAGCCAUGACUGUGUGCCCUACAGCCAGAUGUACCGGGACGGCAGGGAGCUCUGCGAGAACAUCUGGGGUGACUCCUUUGUGGCCGCCCGGGAGCCCUGCCCGUGCCUGAGCCUGACAGGCUCCGACGCCGACCCGCUGCCCGAGGACGGGGCCAGCUCGGAGGAGCCGGACUCCACCAAAGCCGGCAGCCCCCGGGGGCCCUGCCCGGCCAGCGGCCUCCUCCGGCGCGACCUGCGCAAGCGCUCCGUCUUCAUGGAGGACGUGGAGGGGAGCGGGAGCGGGUUCUAAACCCGCCGGCCCCUCCUGCCAGCUCCCCCCAUCCCUAGGAGAGUCCCUCCCACACCGCUCGCCCCAGGGGCCGGGGAACGCUUGUAAUCUAUGCAAACCCCCCACCCCUGUGAUCGUGUCCCCCCCACGCACACCGUGACUGCUUCUCUGGCCCCUCCUGCACCCCAUCCAGCCACCUACCGGGGGGAGAACCCACACAGCUCUCCUCCCCCCACAGCCAUAGGGCCCAGCUCAAAGGGGUGUUAGCUUCCCCCUCCCCUAGCACCCAGUUUCCCAGGGAGGGAGUCCCUGCUCAGAACCAGCUCCCCCCCCCCAAUCACAUAGGCCUGCAGGGAUGUAUCAUCCUCUUGCUAUACUGCAGAGGAGGAAACUGAGGCACAGAGAGGCAACGCCUGAGAGAAACUUAGUGUGGUAGCUUGGCUCUAAAUCCUCCCCUGUUCUAACCACUAGUUUACCUGACUAGCCGGGGAUGGAACCCAGGAGUCCUGCCUCC
Trachemys scripta elegans is the source of this 1340-nucleotide messenger RNA. It is a transcript of the gene RTBDN, whose product is annotated as retbindin. The transcript has 6 exons. NCBI's taxonomy places the organism in Eukaryota, Metazoa, Chordata, Testudines, Emydidae. Gene Ontology annotation, molecular function: signaling receptor activity; riboflavin binding; riboflavin transmembrane transporter activity. Gene Ontology annotation, cellular component: external side of plasma membrane. The record is from RefSeq and is a predicted model, not a curated record. Bases 86 to 847 code for a protein of 253 amino acids.